This is a messenger RNA of Monoraphidium neglectum, 267 nucleotides long. RefSeq names its product Presequence protease 1. The transcript is spliced from 3 exons. The record is from RefSeq and is a predicted model, not a curated record. Bases 1 to 267 code for a protein of 88 amino acids. Lineage: Eukaryota; Viridiplantae; Chlorophyta; Chlorophyceae; Sphaeropleales; Selenastraceae.
AUGGGUGACAUCGACUCCUACCAGCUCCCCGACGCCAAGGGCUACUCCCAGUUCACCAGGUACCUCCUGGGUGUGAGUGACGAGGAGCGUCAGGCGCGGCGCGAGCAGAUCCUGGCCACCAGCCAGAAGGACUUCAGGGAGUUUGCCGAGGUGAUUGAGGUGGUGCGCGGCGACGCGGCGCGCGUGGUGGCCGUGACCAGCCCCGACAAGGCCGCCGCCGUCAACGCGGAGCGCAACGGCUUCUGGGACGUCAAGAAGGUGCUGUGA